Messenger RNA from Clupea harengus (Atlantic herring), 483 nucleotides. RefSeq names its product phosphorylase b kinase regulatory subunit beta-like. The coding region runs from base 151 to 483 and encodes 110 amino acids. Gene Ontology annotation, biological process: glycogen metabolic process. Gene Ontology annotation, cellular component: phosphorylase kinase complex. Lineage: Eukaryota; Metazoa; Chordata; Actinopteri; Clupeiformes; Clupeidae. Gene Ontology annotation, molecular function: calmodulin binding. The transcript has 6 exons. The record is from RefSeq and is a predicted model, not a curated record.
UUCUGUCCGUCUCUCUCUCCAGCGAAGGCGACCAUCCUGGACUUCCAGAGCCCCACCACGGGCCUCUUCCCUGUGAAGACCUGCACCACAUGCCAGGAGGCCAAGGUCAGGGACUCCCUCUACUGCGCAGCCAGCAUCUGGGCUCUAGCCAUGGCCUACAGGCGCCUCGAUGACGACAUGGGCCGCACCCACGAGCUGGAGCACUCCGCCAUCAAGUGCAUGAGGGGCGUCCUCUACUGCUACAUGCGCCAGUCUGACCGGGUAGAACAGUUCAAGAAAGACCCCAGCCCGUCCAAGUGUCUCCACUCAGUAUUCAACCUGCAGACGGGAGAUGAGGUCUACUCCAAUGCAGAUUACAGCCAUCUGCAGAUUGAUGCAGUGUGUCUCUUCCUUCUGUAUCUGGUGGAGAUGAUUUGCUCCGGCCUCCAGAUCAUCUACAACACUGAUGAGGUACAAACACACAGGCGACACGAGGCUCAUUAA